UUCCCCCCAUCCGUGCUCUAGCGUGACUCUUCCCAGGGCCAUCAUUGGGGCAGUGGGGAGGCAAGGUGCGGAGGCUUCGUGUCAGGAAGCCCGAGAAAGCGGAGAGAGUAUCAGCUCGGGGUGUGUGUGAGGGCAGAGCAACAGGCAGUGACAGCAAGCAGAUUUGAGGGGGGUCAACUAUGCCCCCCUGCAGGAAGGUGGGGCCUUGGCAGAUGCUCAACAAUGCCCACCUGUAAUGCCAGCCAUAAACUGCCGUCUGUUCAAUCGGCACCCUGGAGUUUGGACUCUGCCCCUCGCAUGAUCGGCGGGCACGAUGCCAUCCUUACAAAAACUGUUGUCACGGGGGGAGGGGGCAGGAGCAAUAGGAAAAUCUGCCCAUUGUGCGGUUUCUCACCGUUUCAACCUCAGUUUGCGAUUUUUUAGAAAAAAGCCUCCACAAUCAGCAGUUUACAGUGUGAAUUUCUCCUAAUAUACACGUUUGUAUGCAAUUGUGCCCAUUAUAUGCAUUUUUGCAAAGCUAUUUCCCCCAAUAUACUGCUUUCGUGCCUGUUAUUUUUUCACUAAUCUGUGCAUUCUUCCUUUGCCCACUUUCCCCUAAUAUAUGCAUUUUUUAAAUAUACUGCUGGAGAACCGCAUUGCAAAAUUUGGGGAAGUGUGCACGUCAAAGGAUGGCUGCGUUUCGCUAUUACUUCGGGAGGUGCGGAUUAGGAGAUUCGCCUUUAAACGAGAACUGAAUUCCUCUCCCAUCUCUAGCAGGAACGCACCUGGGUUCCAGGUCUGUGGAGGCUUCCCAGGACAGCGGUAACCUUCUCCAAAGGCACAGCUGGGGGUGGGUGUCCACAUGCUGCAGAUUUUGAUAGAGCAGAGAGGCCGCGGGCAGAUUGUCAGAACUUGCAUUCCAAAUGGAAACAGGGACACGUUUGAUCCCCUGACCCUCCUUGCCAAUUUGGUGUUUCCAAGGGUGGUAUUUUUGGCAUUUGCCCUUCCCUGAUGGGCAUGGCAGUACCUGCUCCAUGCCAAUUGCACGUGAAGGCAGGGCCACUUGGUGCCAGCUCUGGGAGAGCCUUAUGGAUGGGCCCUUAUCAAGUGCCCUUUGAUUUCAAGUCCGUAGUCAAGGAUCCAAGGCAAAUAAUCUCCAUUUCUCUCUCACACACACACACGAAUAUCAGGAAGGACGGCUGCGCUCUGGUGAGCAGCGCACACAGGCUGGGAAGAGCACAAUGGAGUUCUUUGCCUGCGUGGUUCUGCUCCUAGGAGUCUCCUUCGCCCCCUGCUCUCUUGGCCAAGGCCUCGUGACGGGGACCACGGAAGGCUCAACUUCUCUACAGCCGUGGCUGGUGGGACUGGCAGCGGUCGUCGGCUUCCUGGUCGUGAUGUUCCUAGGCGUUCUCAUCAAUCGCAUCUUUAUAUUAAAGAAGCUGGUUACUGACUGCAGACUGGCAAAGCAGAGAGACAUUCACCCUCGCGCAAACAUUUACGACAACCUGGCGAUGGAUCCAGAAGAGGGGCCCUCAGACUCCUCCACAAAGGUGGUGGAAGAUGAGAAAGUGACCAGCAUGUGAGGGGCAACACAGGCACAAAGGAGGACAGGAACCAAGCCAGUUAUCUGCAUUUCCACAUCAGCUUAAUUGAGACCGCUGCAUUAAUGAAGCCCCGUAAAGCAAAACGCCGCCAAGCGGGGCCCUCCAAAGUCAUCCAUGAUGCUGUCCUGCCGUUACUAUCCUUACCACCACAUCCAAAGAGAAAGAACUAAGAACUCUUCGGCGAACUUUAACCUGUAAUUACAAAAUACUCUGAAUCAAAAACACUCUGUGCUCUUAAAGCAUGACUUUUCCUGCUUAAAGUUUUGAAAAUUCA
Messenger RNA from Rhineura floridana, 1857 nucleotides. RefSeq names its product small integral membrane protein 24 (gene SMIM24). NCBI's taxonomy places the organism in Eukaryota, Metazoa, Chordata, Lepidosauria, Squamata, Rhineuridae. The coding region runs from base 1221 to 1562 and encodes 113 amino acids. The record is from RefSeq and is a predicted model, not a curated record. The transcript has 5 exons.